Messenger RNA from Anthostomella pinea, 405 nucleotides. Lineage: Eukaryota; Fungi; Ascomycota; Sordariomycetes; Xylariales; Xylariaceae. The record is from the annotation of a GenBank genome assembly.
AUGUCUCGCCCGUUAUUUAAGCGAUUCACCUGGAGUCGUGACUCUUCACAGGCUCAGGGCUCCAGGCCCCCGCAUACAGACCCUCAGCAACGCAUUUCACGGUCGAACACGGAUGAUAUCUUCAAGCGCGACGGCUCUCUCGUUCCCGUGAGAGUCAAAGCCUAUAACCUGCCGUGUCCGGUAUUCGUAAAUUACAUCGAAACGAAGUUCCAGAUGGAGUUGAAGGAGUUUAACAAGAAGGGAAUCAAGGAUGAUUAUUAUGUCCUCCAACUCCCCCGCGACUUAUCCAAGGCUGAAAGACAGGAGAUUGACAAAUUGAGGAUUGUUGAUCCAAAGGAGGAGAAGAGGCAGAAGGAGCGGAAGCCGAAGACACAUAGCAGGAGUAAAAGCUCGGACUCGGAAUGA